Molecule: messenger RNA, 2136 nt
Organism: Haliotis rufescens (red abalone)
Lineage: Eukaryota; Metazoa; Mollusca; Gastropoda; Lepetellida; Haliotidae
Product: sodium- and chloride-dependent glycine transporter 2-like
Exons: 8
Coding region: 63-941 (292 amino acids)
Biological process (GO): sodium ion transmembrane transport
Cellular component (GO): membrane
Source: RefSeq, a predicted model, not a curated record
GGAUUGAGGCCUGUAACCUGUCCUUGCUCUCAAUCGGAACUGCGUUUGGAUGUCUGAUAACAAUGGCUGGACACAACAAGAUCAAGAACAAUUGUUUCAGGGAUGCUUUGAGUGUAGUUGCUGUUGAUGCUUUGACAUCUGUGUAUAUUGGGCUUGCCUUCUUCGCCAUCAUGGGUCACGUUGCCCACCUGCGUGGAGUGACUGUUGAGGCGUUUCAGUCAUCAGGAUUCAACCUUGGAUUCAUCGUGUACCCCGAAGCCGUGGCUUCACUCCCCUUACCUCAGCUGUGGUCAUCCGUGACUUUUCUCAUGCUGUUAACCCUCGGAAUCGACUCGAUGGUUCCAUGUCUUGAGAUCGCCGUUACAGCUUUGUCAGAUCAGUACCCCAGUCUAGCACGCCGACGGUGGCUGGUCAUCGCCAUGGUCCUUGUUCCAUGCUCGUUAUUUAGCCUCCUUUACAUGACACAGGGCGGUAUCUAUGUUCUUACUUUGGUGGACUGGUAUGCGUUUUUCCCCUCAAUUGCAGUCUUUGGCAUGUUGGAAUGUUUUGUUGUCAGCUGGGUCUAUGGCACUCACAGACUGGAGAGGAUUAUCGACAUGAUGUGGGAGAAGACCUUUCCUCGGGUCAUGACCUUUUGCCUAAAAUACGUCUGUCCAGGACUCCUUUUGAUCAUCUUCGGCUACUCCCUCUAUUCCUACCGACCCCCUAAGUACGGAGACUACAUCUAUCCUGCCUGGGCCACGGGACUUGGAUGGAUGAUAUCCUGUGCAUCACUCAUGCCAUUACCUGUUGUCUUCAUCUGGACGGUUUACAAAACAGAGGGAAAUACAAUCAAAGAGAAAUUCAAGAAGUCGUUCGAACCGAAAACAAAGUGGGGACUUUCUUCGAAUUCGUCUGCCUCAGAUACUUCCCAUGAGGACACAAUGGAAACAAUGCUAUGAUUCUAUUAUAUUGUUCACGUUCGUGCACAUAUAUACGGUCGUAAAGACGGUAUGCAACAAAUUAAAACAAUUACUUGAAAUGACAAGAAACGACGCUCAAAUUAAAAGUAUCAUUGUAUUCUGUAAAUAUCAGCAUCUGGUGCUGCUAUCACCGACACAUGUACACUGAUGGUUACAAUGCCUCAAACAACAACAUCGACUACCAAACACAUCGUCAUACUACAGUUGACGAUGUAAUAGCAUAUGUUUGUUUUGCAUUAUAUUUCUUGAAUUUAAGUUAUUCACGCUUUUUUAAAGUUAAUUGCACACAAUUUCAACGAAUAUCGACGGAAUUGUUUAAGGUCUCCAUUUGUCUUAAUUAUGGAAGGGUAUUCUAUUCACUUGUAUUAUUUUAUUGUCUUUGAAUUUAAAACUUCAAUAACUUAACACUAUUAUAGCGCUCACAGUUCGCAUGUCCACUGUGUCACAUACACUGAGAUAUCCAUUCAAAAUAUGCUCUUUUUAUCUGUUCACAAUCGGCUAUGGCCAUCCGAUGUCGAGUGCUGUGCUGUAAACCAAACUCUAUGGUAUGCUAGAUGCUCCUCGUUAUUCACCCAACCAAAAAAAGAAAAAAUCGCAAUUCUAUUUUGUGCACGUGAUAUAUGUAUAUACAUAGGUUGUUUAUUGUUCCAUGUUACUUAUAAGUCACAAUUGUGUGUGUAUGGGUACUUUUGGUCCGCCAGGAAGUCAUACUUUUCAAUUGCCAUCUUGCAAAACAAAAUCCCAGCCCCUCAACUUCUGUAAACGUUGGUAAAAGUAUAAAGGCUUCACCAAUCCAAGGGCUAAUUUGUGUAAACGGCUUCACUAACAAGUGUGUAAAUGUAUCUAAAAUCCAAUAGCUGGAAUAAUUUCCUUGUUGAUGUUUUCAUGGAGAUAAAUGCGACACUUGAAAACAGAUCCUGAUAUGUAAAAUAUCACAUAUAUUGUACCUGAAAUAUCGCCACGCCUUUUUUUGCAUCGCUGAUUGGUUACUCGUUGGCCAAUAACUGGGUCACCCACACGCAAUUAUGAAUAUUAUGUAACAACAUCAAACGAAGACAAGAGAAAUAACAUUUUCGAUCACAUCCGUUGUAGUAAUACAAUAUUGAACAAUGUUAACACAGAAAUACCGAUAUUCAUGAUCUGAUUAAAAAAAAGGUUUGGCCUCACGUCAAUA